AGUUAAACGUAUUGCAAACGUGGCAUAUUGAAAAUGCACGGCUUCCCGAGUAAGCAUUUACUAGUUACUUAUGCACAAAUGGAAGUCAACUUUAAAACCAUUCUUUUUACGGUACUUUUGAGUCUUUCAACAUUCAGUCGUCAAUGUGUAUCGGCGAAUAGACAGAAGAGGAUCAUAAGAGGUACCGAAAUCAGUAUCCUUGACGUACCAUACAUGCUAUCUCUCGCAUUAAAUGUCCAUCACAUUUGCGGUGCUGCCAUAAUUAAUAACGAUUGGGGCGUAACGGCAGCACAUUGUACCACACACGAUUCCGACCUUAGUGUACGUAGUGGCAGCUCAACUUUAAAACACGGAGGAAUGGUACAUAAAGUAACCCAAGUAAUACAACAUGAACUAUACAAUCAAUCGAGUACGGAUUUUGAUAUCGCUGUAUUCCAAGUAGAACCUCGAUUUGAGUUAACAUACACCAAGCCUGUGAAACUACCGACUGAUCGUGAAUCAACCGUUGAUAAUUGGGGAUUAGCUACUGGAUGGGGUUACUUUUCGCCAUUCAGGUCGCAAUUGUCAGACGUUCUGGAGUAUGUUAUCCUUCCAAAAGUGCCUUGGGACGAAUGUCAAAAAGAUUAUUUAGGACGUGCUAAUGUUUCACCUCGCGCUGUCUGUUACAGUGAUAGAAAAGGUGAAAAAGAUACUUGUCAGGGAGAUUCCGGAGGGCCAUUGGUUAACGUCGAUAAUGUUAUCAUAGGGAUAACUUCUUGGGGUGACGGGUGUGCAAAAGCCAAAAGUCCUGGAGUUUAUACGAACGUUAUGCUUUUCGUUGACUGGAUCAAGAAUCAUACCGGAAUGUAAAAUGUAUUACAAUCGUAUCAAAAUGAAGUAGUGGAUCCAUCUUCCGAUAGUAUUUUAUUCUUAAACGGUCCUAGGAGUUGGGUCCAUAAUGAG
Orussus abietinus is the source of this 942-nucleotide messenger RNA. RefSeq names its product trypsin-1. The transcript has 7 exons. The coding region runs from base 34 to 849 and encodes 271 amino acids. Gene Ontology annotation, biological process: proteolysis. Gene Ontology annotation, molecular function: serine-type endopeptidase activity. The record is from RefSeq and is a predicted model, not a curated record. NCBI's taxonomy places the organism in Eukaryota, Metazoa, Arthropoda, Insecta, Hymenoptera, Orussidae.